AUGUCGCUCUUCGCAGCCAGUUUGGAUACGCUGAAGAAGCGCACCACCCAGCUACUGGACAACCUCGACAAAGUCAAGGAUGGCAAAGGGGCAGAUGGUGUCACUUUGCAGGAGCCCAGCAUCGAGAUACCCUUUGAUCCUCAGGUGGCCAGUGCUUUGGGGUGUCCAGACGACAGUAUCCUGGUCCAGUACGAGGUGCAGAAUGGAGAGGACAAAGACAGAGAGAUAGCCUUAUACUCCAUGCCUUUGGGUAUGCGGUGCGGUGAGCGUCACUGUGGGUAUGGUGACGAGCUGAGGACUUUCACCAAGGCAGUUCAUUUGGACCGACCUUCCGCCUUCCGGCUGCAAGGAGAGUUCUGUGGCAUUUUGCUUUUGGCCGCCACCGGCAUUUGCGUCACUGGCGACAUGGUGACCAGCAAACUCAUUGAAGAAUCGAAGUGGCCAUACUGGUACUUGGUGUGCGGUGCCUGCAUCGUGGCAUCAUUUUUCAAUGGCCUUGCAGUGUACUUCUUCAAGAUGGACCUUCCAGGUAGAGGCGAUAUGAAAUGGGUCAUCGCUCGAUCUCUGCUGGAGGAUCUUCACUGGUACUUUGCCGUGAUUGCUGUGAUCAUCGGUGCAUCACCUGGUGAUGUCGCAGCGCUCACCAGCAUUGACAUCAUCGCUGCAGCUUUUUUUGGACUCAUCUUCUUGGGUGAAAAGCUGACUGUGAUGCACUUCCUGGCACUGGGAUUGUCGCUGGCAGGAGCUAUCUGCAUUAGUCAACCGGAAUUUCUCUUUGGCCGUCCCGAGGGACAACAUCACAGCCCAUUGGGAUGUUGGAUGGCCUUGCUUUCGGGCUGCUUCCAGGCGGGAUCUUUUGUUUGCGCCAGAAAGUCAGUCCACAUCUCCGUGGGUGUCUUGACUUUCACCAGCUUGCUGCUGGCUAUGCCUAUGGCCUUGGUGCCCCCCAUGUUGCCCAUGGGUAAAAAGGAGAGCUGGGAGCCCGUUCUCGCCGAACCUGGCAUUGCCUUGGGUUUGCUGCUGGUCAUCAGUAUCUGGACCAUGUCUGCUGUUGCUUUGCCUGCGGCUGGGGCCACAAGGUGUCCUGCUGCGGUGAGUGCCACUGUCUUUACCAGUGCAUGCAUGGUUUCAGGCUACUUGGCACAGAUGUUGUUCUUCAAAGAGAUGCCCCAAGCUCUCACGCUGCUGGGUGCUGCAUGCAUGCUGCUCAGUGUGAUAUUGAUGGCCAUUCCUUCCAGGAUGUCAGAGGCAAAGCCAGAGAAGCCAGCAAAAGCUGCGGUUCCAGUGGCUCCAGUGGAUGCAGAGGCACAACCAUCAGAUGGUACAGAUGAGAUUGUGGAUACUGUGGAUACUGUGGAUGGAGAUGACACCGAGAGUUUGGGCUCAUUCGUGGCCUCUGAGGUCUCCUUCCGUUCUUCCAAGGUGCGACGUCGCGCCCAGCAUUUCCCCAAGGCAGCAGCCUUGGCGGAGCGCAUUGGUGCAGCCUUUCCGGUUGUCGCCAUGUCUGGCUAA
Cladocopium goreaui is the source of this 1512-nucleotide messenger RNA. The record is from the annotation of a GenBank genome assembly. NCBI's taxonomy places the organism in Eukaryota, Dinophyceae, Suessiales, Symbiodiniaceae.